This is a messenger RNA of Cyphellophora attinorum, 1035 nucleotides long. Its product is annotated as putative methyltransferase-like protein. Bases 1 to 1035 code for a protein of 344 amino acids. Gene Ontology annotation, molecular function: tRNA (cytidine-N3)-methyltransferase activity. The transcript has a single exon. Lineage: Eukaryota; Fungi; Ascomycota; Eurotiomycetes; Chaetothyriales; Cyphellophoraceae. The record is from RefSeq and is a predicted model, not a curated record.
AUGGCACCAGACAGAGGAGGAGGCGGCGAAGUUGGCGCCCAUGGAAAAGUCAUUGAAAUUGAGACGCUGAGUAUCAAGGACACGCCUUCACAUGAAGGCGAUCUAGCAGUGCCGGCACACUUAUCACACGAUCCAGCCACAAAUGCAAAGCGAACAGAUCCGUUUCAAUUUGGACAAAGGUAUUUGAAGGAGACCGACGACAUCUUCGAGUACAAUGCCUGGGACCAUGUGACGCCCGACGACGAGCACUAUGAAUACUGCGAGUCUCAAUAUGCUAAGCAGAAGGCCGCCCCAGUCUCUGACUACGACAAGGACAGGUUUAACUCCCAGCCGGAGAAGUGGUGGGAUUUAUUCUACAAGCAAAAGACCAGUACUUUCUUCAAGGACCGGAAGUGGCUUGUGCAGGAGUUUCCCGUGCUCAACGACAUCACUCGAGCCAACGCUGGGAAGAAGGUGCUGCUGGAGGUGGGAGCCGGAGCAGGCAACACAGCCUUUCCAAUCAUGAGGCUCAAUGAGAAUUCCGAACUCGAAGUCGUUGCAGCCGAUUUCAGCAAGAAGGCAGUAGAAACGAUGCGCAAUGCAGAGGUCAUCCAGGCUAAAGUGGGCAAGGUCAGGGCGGAAGUGUGGGAUGUUGCAGGCGACGGCCUUCCCGAAGGUCUGACGGAAGAAAGCUGCGAUGUGGUGGUCAUGAUCUUCAUCUUCUCUGCACUGAGUCCUCAGCAAUGGCAGAAGGCUGUACAGAACGUCGCUCGAGUAUUGAAGCCAGGUGGGUACGUGCUGUUCAGAGACUAUGGCCGAGGAGACCUUGCUCAGGUCCGCUUCAAAGCCGGGCGAUGGAUGGAAGAUAACUUUUACGUGCGCGGAGAUGGUACGCGGGUCUAUUUCUUUGAGACGGACCAGUUGAAAGACAUUUGGGGCGAGUCGUUCGCAAUUCUCGACCUCGAUGUUGACCGUCGACUGAUUGUCAAUCGACAGCGGAGGAUCAAGAUGUUUCGGUGUUGGAUACAAGGGCGCUUUCAAAAAGCCGAGAAUUGA